Auanema sp. JU1783 is the source of this 540-nucleotide messenger RNA. Lineage: Eukaryota; Metazoa; Nematoda; Chromadorea; Rhabditida; Rhabditidae. The record is from the annotation of a GenBank genome assembly.
AUGCUGAUCUUUAUCGACGCUUUCACAGGAGAUGAACUCUCAUCCGAUUCCUUCCCAAUGAAGCUUGUAGACGAUCUCGUCUACGAGUUCAAAGGAAAGCAUGUUGUUCGUAAGGAGGGUGACAUCGUUUUGGCCGGAGCCAACCCAUCUGCUGAAGAGGAAGAUGAGGGUUCCGACGAGCACGUUGAGCGCGGUAUUGAUAUCGUCCUUAACCACAAACUUGUGGAGAUGAACAUUUAUGAAGAUGCCUCCAUGUUCAAGUCUUACAUCAAGGGUUUCAUGAAGAAAGUCAUCGAGCAUAUGGAGAAGGAAGGAAAGCCAGCUGAGGAUGUCACUGCCUUCAAGACCAAGAUCCAAAAAUGGGUUGUCAGUCUCCUUGCCAAGGACCGAUUCAAAACUCUCCAAUUCUUCAUCGGAGAGAAAGCCUCUGAAGGAGCUGAAGGUGGACAGGUCGCCAUCAUUGAGUACAGAGAUGAAGACGGAACUGAAGUCCCAACUUUAUUGUUGAUCAAGGAAGCCAUCAUCGUCGAGAAGAACUAA